UAGCAUAACAUCACUGCGGAUUCUCUGAUCAUCCAAGGAAGAAAUACUUAAUCAUAUUUCUGCAUUUUUUUUUUUUUUUUUUUUUGAGGAAAUCAUAUUUCUGCAUUAAUAACAAGAUUAAAAGGAGAAUUUCUUGAAUCAAUAUGGCAGAAAACAAGAAAAUAGUGAUGGGAAAAUACGAAUUGGGAAGGCUCCUAGGCAGAGGAACCUUCGCGAAGGUCUACCUCGGCCGGAAUCUGGCGACGGAGGAGUGCGUGGCGGUGAAGGUGAUGAAGAAAGACGAGGUGAUCAAGAGCGAGAAGAUGAUGGAGCAGUUCAAGCGCGAGAUCGCCGUGAUGCGCCUCGUGCGCCACCCCAACAUCGUCGGUCUCAAGGAGGUGAUGGCGACGCGGUCCAAGAUCUUCGUCGUGAUGGAGUACGUCCGCGGCGGCGAGCUCUUCGCCAAGGUGGAGCGCGGCCGCCUCCGGGAGGGCGCGGCGCGGCGCUACUUCCAGCAGCUCGUCAGCGCCGUCGACUUCUGCCACAGCCGCGGCGUCUUCCACCGCGACAUCAAGCCGGAGAACCUCCUCCUCGACGAGAACGGGGACCUCAAGAUCUCCGACUUCGGCCUCUCCGCCCUCCACGACGGCGGCCUCCUCCACACGCAGUGCGGGACGCCGGCCUACGUCGCGCCGGAGGUCCUCAGGAUGAAGGGCUACGACGGCGCCACCGCGGACGUCUGGUCGUGCGGCGUCGUUUUGUACGUGCUGUUGGCGGGUUUUUUACCGUUUCAAGACGAGAGCUUGAAUGGGAUGUAUAGGAAGAUAUUUAGGGGCGAAUACGAGAUUCCGCCUUGGUUCUCGAGCGAAUCUAGGCGAUUGGUCUCUAAAUUGUUGGUGGUGGACCCGGGUAAGCGGAUCUCGAUCCCGGGUAUAAUGCGGGUCACGUGGUUUCGAAAGGCGUUCAAAAGACCUAAUGCGUUCGACGAGGAUGAGAAUGAGGAUGAAAAUGAGGAUGAGAGACUGAUCAGGAAAUCACCGUCUUCGCCUGCGUUCCUGAACGCGUUUCAGUUCAUCUCGUCGAUGUCGACGGGGUUCGAUCUCUCGAACAUGUUCGAGGACCGGAGGAAGAAGGGCGGGUCGACGUUCACGUCGAGGUGCUCGGCGAGGGUGGUCAUGGGGAAAAUCGAGGUGGCGGCGAAGAGGCUAGGGUUUAGGGUUGCUAGGACCAAGGACUUCAAGAUGAGGUUGGUGGGGCCCGCCGAGGGGCGGAAGGGGCGGCUCUCCGUCACGGCCGAGGUGUUCAAGGUGGCGCCGGAGGUGACGGUGGUGGAGCUCUCGAAGUACUCCGGCGACACGUUGGAGUAUGUGAAGUUUCGCGAGGAGGAUGUUAGGCCGGCUUUGAAAGAUGUGGUUUGGACAUGGCGAGGUGACAAUGUCUUCAAUCGGGAGGAUCAAAUUUGUGUUGAGGAAUAAGGUUGGUUAAUUUGCUUAAUUAUUUUUUUAAUUUCACUUAUUAAUUUUUGAUUAGUGGCCAAAUUAAGGUUACACGCGUUUGUUGGGGUUUUUUGUCUUUUUUUUUUUUGGUAGUUUCACUUGAUUGAAGAUUUGUCAACAUAUAUAUACAACAUAUAUAACGUGUGUGUACAUAUAUAAUUCCCUAUAUAUGAAUUGAAAUUGAUUCA
Messenger RNA from Salvia miltiorrhiza (redroot sage), 1663 nucleotides. Its product is annotated as CBL-interacting serine/threonine-protein kinase 5-like. Gene Ontology annotation, biological process: signal transduction; protein phosphorylation. The transcript has a single exon. The coding region runs from base 144 to 1454 and encodes 436 amino acids. Gene Ontology annotation, molecular function: ATP binding; protein kinase activity. The record is from RefSeq and is a predicted model, not a curated record. Lineage: Eukaryota; Viridiplantae; Streptophyta; Magnoliopsida; Lamiales; Lamiaceae.